ACUGCGUCCCUGCGGGCGGACCGCGGAGAAGACGACUCGGCCGGCGGCGGCUGCUCCUCUCGCCUGCGAGGGCGGAGCGGGGCGCGGGGGGAAGAUGCUGCAGCCCCGGCGCUGAGGCCGUGGGCUCCGCGCGGGCCGCUGCCGGAGGGGUCCCCGCGACGGCCUUCCCUCGGGAGCGCCGCGCCCGUCGGGAAGGAGAAGAGCGGGCCGGUGCACCCGGGCCGACCCUCCCGCGCCAGUUCGCGCCAGCGCCUCGCCUCUUCCCGGGGCGCGAGCAGCCCCUGCCCCGGUUGCUCCCCUUGCGGAGGCGGCCCGGCGACGGGACCUCGCCGAGGAGCAGGUCAGCGCCCCGCGACGCCCGCAAGCGCUUGCUCCGCCCAGGCGUAUGGCUCACGGUGGGCGCUCGGAAAUGUGCAGGGGCCUGAGGGUCGCUGCCUCGGACCCUUGAUCGGCAGCUCAAGCCAAACGAGCCCACGGGAGCGCUUUGGAAAAGUGAUGUGUUCGGGAAGAUCUGCACAUGCCUGAGGAGUUCUGGGAGAUGGUCACCAGAAGCAGCUGAGAAGUCAGGCUUCAACUGACAAGUUCAAGAGAGUGGCCUGCAAUUUGAAAUGGUGGGAAUAAUCUACAUAUGCCUGAGGAAUUCUGGGAAGUGAGAGGGGGUCACUGCAAGCAGCAGAGAAGUCAGGCUUCAGUUGACCAGCUGAAGACAGCAGCCUGCAUCAAUAAAUCUACAUAUUUCCCUUAUUCUUUACUAUAUAAGGGAUGGAAAAGAUUCUGAAGUGGUAGUGACUUGUAAAGUAUGUGCAAUAUUUGUGUUCUUCCUUGAGCCUAACAUGGUGUAUACUUGUAAUAAAUAUAACCUGGUUGCACUAUUCGAAGAAAAAGUGAGCAUAUUUGAGCAAUGUGUAUUUGCCCACCAAGGAAUAAGAGAAAGUGAAGAGUUCUUGGACAGCAAGAAGCACAAGAGAUGGAAGAGCAACAGCAGGUUGAAGCAGAAAUGGAGAAUGCUGCGCUGAGGAAAGCCAAUGAAGAGGAAACUCACUGGAGAAGGAUGAGAGUUUGGAGCAGAAGAAUCGGAAGACACUCUGCUCCAGUUGAACCACUAGAGCUCAGUAACUGCUUUCAGCCACUUGAACAUGAGAUCAGUGGACAGACUGCAGAGAAAGAAUUGCAAGGGAACCUGUGCAGUAGGAGGUAGGAUGCAGAAAGACGAUAGACCAAGGAAAGAAAGGAAAGGGGAGAUGUCGUGCUGCAUGAGAUUGAAACCCAAGUGUGUUGUGAUGACCCAUGGACUCGCCAGGUGGGCCCAAUGAGAAUAAUGUUCAGCAUCAACCCUUUGGAGAACCUCAAGGUGUAUAUCAGCAGCCGCCCACCACUUGUGGUGUUUAUGAUCAGUGUGAGCGCAAUGGCCAUUGCCUUCCUGACCCUGGGUUAUUUCUUUAAAAUCAAAGAGAUCAAGUCACCUGAAAUGAUGGAGGACUGGAACACUUUUCUUCUGAGGUUUAAUGAUUUGGACUUGUGUAUUUCGGAGAAUGAAACAUUGAAGCACCUCAUAAAUGACACCACAACUCCAGAAAGUGCAAUGAGCAGCAGCAUCCACUCCCGUCCCUCCACGCUGGCGCCUCAGAUGCUGGAGGACUCUGGCCCUGUCAACAUCUCAGUGGUCAUCACUUUAACGCUGGACCCACUCAAGCCCUUUGGAGGCUUUUCUCGGAAUGUCACUCACUUGUGUUCCACCAUAUUUGGGCACCAGAUUGGACUCUCAGGCAGAGAAGCUCAUGAGGAGAUCAAUAUAACCUUCACAUUGCCUGCAGCCUGGAAUGCCGAUGACUGUCUUCUGCACAACCAUUGUGAUCAAGUUGUCUUCACAGCCUGCAUGACAGUUACAGCAGCCCCCACAGUCUUUCCUGUCACCGUCCAGCCACCACACUGUGUUCCGGAAACCUAUGUUAAUGCAACCUUCUGGUACAAGAUCUUCACGACUGCAAGAGACUCCAACACAAAAUAUGCCCAGGACUACAACCCAUUCUGGUGUUACAAAGGAGCUGUUGGGAAAGUUUACCAUGCAUUAAACCCCAAACUAACAGUUAUCGUCCCAGAUGAUGACCGCUCUCUCAUCAACCUGCAUUUAAUGCACACCAGUUACUUUCUCUUUGUGAUGGUCAUCACCAUGUUCUGUUAUGCAGUCAUCAAAGGCAGACCCAUCAAAUUGCGGCAAAGCAACUCAGAUUUCUGUCCUGAAAAGGUUGCUUUCUCAGAACCAUGAACCAUAGCCGCCUUCCUCUGAAAGUGACCAAUUCUGCAAUUGUUGCCUGCUGAAUCCAGAACAGGGCCCUGAUUCAUUAUGAAUUCAUUAUUUUGUAAAGUUGGAUUAUUCCAACCAAAGACAUUUGAAGUGCCUGUAAUGGUUAUUUAUAUAAGGAGUAUAACUCCCAACAGGUUAAGCCAAUGCAACCUGGACUGCUUGGAAUCCUUUUUCCUGUUUGUGAACAGUUCUGUGAUAGUAUGACUCUAUAACAGAUUUUUCUUUUCCUUUGGGUAAGCUGGGGUAGGGUGGAGCUGUCUUGCUGCAUUAUGACAUAACAGAUGCCUUUUGCGGUGUCUCAGAAAAGCACCUUUUUUUCUCCGAGGCCAGUUCAGUGAGUUCAAGUGGUGUGUCCCCUGCUAUGACACAGCAACUCCAAAGAUGUGGGUAUGCUUCAUCAAUACAGUUUGUAUGCAUGUACACACAUCUGCACAUGUGUGUAUGUGAGCCGGGGUGGGAGAUCACGUCUGCCUUCCCAUUUGUUCCUCAUUUGCAAAAAGAUGGCCUACAUUUCCAGAUUUGUUUUUAAAAACAACCCAGAUUUUAGCUAGGAAAAAUAACAUGCUUGUAAUUUUAGAUUAAGGAAAGCAAGAGAGGUGAUUUCUCAUAUUUUUACUAGCUGUAGCUGGCAGACUUUGCACCAGGUCUGUCUUGGGCUGUUGCAACAAGACAGUUCUUCAUGCUAGUCUGCAUAUGUGGAUCAAGGGAAUGCUGUGGCAUUCCUGAGACUGGACCAUUUCUGACUGUUCUGGGGUUUGUAUCCUUUGUCUACGUGAAAAUGCUCCAGGCCACUGAAAACUUGCAUUUUGCAAAGUGGUACAAGGUUGACUUUUGACUUACCCUCUGACAUAUUGGUUUUUGAUAGACAGUAUUUAUUUAUUUUUAAUGUGAGGGAAGAGUCUGGAAAGGUCUGCAUGUGCAGGUUGGCUUUGACGUUGGGGACCGUAAUGAGGCAGCCACUGUCACGACACGGUUGGGCAGAUUUGUCCCCUUGAUUCACACUUAGGUGUUCGUCAUAUCUAGUGUCUGUAUGAGAGAGGAUGGCCCAUCUGUUCUUAUUGGGGAGGUAAGCUUUUUUUGGGGGGGAUGCUUUCUGCCAGGCUCCAGGCUCUUCACCCCCCCUUGCUCCUUGGACUCCUUUUUAAAUGACACAACUUCUUUGGUGUCCUUCCCUAUUACCUACUUUCACAAUAUUCUUCAGUUUCACUCAUCAAGAAGAGUAGGAAUUCCAGGACACCUUUUUGUCAUAGCUUGAAAUUGAAGAAACUCUUGCUAGCCUUCACAACCUCCUCCCCACACAGUCACCUGCCCAAGAGCAGCAGCAACAUCUCUGUAAUGCACCCAGUUCCUCUACUCUUUCUCCUAGAAUGACUCCCACAAGAGUUAAGAAUGGCUUUCUUGGCAUUUGCACAAAGUAGCACAACAUGUGGUCUUCUUUCAUUGAAAGAGUUCCUUUAUUUACUUGGUGUCUCAUCAUGUCACCGAGCUGAAGAUUUUCUCCUGGUCCUCGCAUUGAGCAAAGCCAUUUCUUUGAAGAAAAAGUUCAUCAACGUGCAGUUUUAAAUUGAUCUGUUUGGUCUGUUCUAGCCAAGAACAACUACUGUAGAACUGGUUUGGGCAGGGAGGUGAGGGUGGACGAGGCAUCUUGCGAAAGUUAAAGCACAUCCAGGGAGGGGGGUAUAAUAGAAUAUUGCAGUGGUUGCUCAGAUCAUAUUGAUCUUGCCUUUUUUCUUUUUCUAGUUUUGCUAUUACUUGAAUCGGUUUUGAUUCUGUUUGUGUUUUCUUGUUAGAACUCUGCUAUUUCUGUUGAGUUCUUCUCUGGCAAUGUAUCAUGGUUCAUGACAUCCAUACCACCCCUCACCUGUGAUUUCCUAGAGUUAAGAUGGUGUUUCACUUGCUUCUGGGCCUUGAUGGUCAGUAAUUGAUUUGUUAAUGACAUUUCUCUCCUAGGCUAAUUUUUUGUGUUUGUUUUUGUGCAAAUUGCUUUGCUAAAUAAAGUUUAUUACUAUCAGUCCCAUUGAGAA
Molecule: messenger RNA, 4329 nt
Organism: Varanus komodoensis (Komodo dragon)
Lineage: Eukaryota; Metazoa; Chordata; Lepidosauria; Squamata; Varanidae
Gene: TMEM248
Product: transmembrane protein 248
Exons: 8
Coding region: 1310-2266 (318 amino acids)
Source: RefSeq, a predicted model, not a curated record